Messenger RNA from Pan troglodytes (chimpanzee), 4569 nucleotides. It is a transcript of the gene TMEM167A, whose product is annotated as transmembrane protein 167A. NCBI's taxonomy places the organism in Eukaryota, Metazoa, Chordata, Mammalia, Primates, Hominidae. The transcript has 4 exons. The coding region runs from base 111 to 329 and encodes 72 amino acids. The record is from RefSeq and is a predicted model, not a curated record.
GACAAGCCCAACCGGACGGCUGCAGAGGGCGAGAAGGGCAGACGGGACGUGCAGCCUCUUCCGCCUGAGCCCCGGAAGGGUGAUGUGGCUGCGGCAUCGCCGGCCUCGCUAUGUCUGCCAUUUUCAAUUUUCAGAGUCUAUUGACUGUAAUCUUGCUGCUUAUAUGUACCUGUGCUUAUAUUCGAUCCUUGGCACCCAGCCUCCUGGACAGAAAUAAAACUGGAUUGUUGGGUAUAUUUUGGAAGUGUGCCAGAAUUGGCGAACGGAAGAGUCCUUAUGUUGCAGUAUGCUGUAUAGUAAUGGCCUUCAGCAUCCUCUUCAUACAGUAGCUGGGGAAAAUGCCAGAAUUUAGUUGCCAUCAGAUUUGAUUGUGAACAAGGACUGACUGCAGAAAAUAAUGGAAAGGAUGUUUAACUCUUUUAUCUCCGAACAUUGAAUGAGAUAAAUUUCCAGAUGCUGUUCUCUAUUUUAAUGUUAUUGGACCAAUGUUCUGUAUAAACAAUUAAGAUGUAACCAUUUAAUAGUCUGUAACAAUCAACCUCAGUACUGUCACUACAAUAUUACAUUCUGCAUAUGUUAUUCUGUUGUAUCAGAUACGAAAUUUUAGUGAGGUAUCUCUAAGGCACAUAGUAGAAAACAAAAUUGGUUAAUUACUCAAGUUCCUUUCACUGUGAUUUGGAAAUGAUUUAAUCUUUAUAGAAUGAGACCCUUUUUUGGACUAGCUUUUUUAUUAAAAUGGCUCAAUUUGUGUUGAUAAGGAUUGCAUUAAUAUUUAAUAGUGCUUGCUUUUCCUCUGGGCACACCAUUUUGAUCAUUAACCAGAGUACCUCUACUCUUAGCAAACUCUAGUUUAUGACAAGUAUUUAAAAUAUUUAAAACAAGCUUAUGCAGUUUUUAAGGACGAAGGUAAAUGAGAUGUAACUUAAAAAUACUAUUGGGAAAAUGUUGAUAUUUAACAUUAGUGGAUUUAGACUAGCCAAAUGACAUAGUAGGCUCUGAAACAUCUUGUCAAGUAUAUGUAUUUUGUGCAUGAAUUUUUGCCGGAAAGCUGUCUUUCUCUGAAAAACACAACAUUCUUAGAAUGAAAAGAACAAUUAUAAAAUAAUUAUCCUAUAUGUGUUUUUCAUUCUUUUUAGUGUCAUGGCUUCAAAAAUGAAACAUUUAUUUUAAUUGCCGUAAAGGAACUGUAUUUUUGUUUUGUUUUUUAACACAGCACUUUAAAUCCAGUUUGUGUUUUGUCAACUUGAACUGGAAUCUCUUUUGUUACUUUGGAGGUGAUAAAUAGUUUUCAAAUCUACUGAUUUGUAUACUGUGGCACAAGUAUCUUUGAACUUUGAUAGUGAAAGGAGACCUUCAACAAUUUUUAGUCUAGGCAAGAGGAAUAUUAGGAAUGUGACUUCUAAAUUUUACAAUAGAGCAGUUAUUUUAAGGUCAUGGUUAACAUUUCUUAAGGUUCAACUAAAAUUCAGUUAAAAUUUCAGAGCUACGAGGAACUUAAAUCUUAGCUAAAAAUUACCUGUUGUAGAUAGUAUUAAUUAGAUUGUUUGCAGCUAUUAAUUCAUCAUAAAGAUAAAAUGAACAAACUUCCUUUUUUUAAACAAAAAAAGAAAAUUAUUUCUAGAUUAAUAGGCUAGUAGUUAUUUCUGCAGAAACAAAGUAUGGAACUGAAAGCCACCUAUUUUUAUUUUAGACUAAUUUAAACCACUUGGAAUGGAUUCUAGGAAACAUCUUAAGCUUGUGUGUUGCCUGUGGUGGUUUUUUGUUUGGGGGUGUUUUUUGGUUUUGGUUUGAUUUUCUGUAUUUUGUUAUCUGGGGAUUUUUUGUUUGUUUGUUUUGGUUUGGUUUUGGUUUUAUAUUUUUGGCAUGUCUAUGGCAGUUAAAAGUGGUAUAUUUUGCUUUAGAUAGGGAAUCAGGUUAUAAUCAUUGUUCUUCCUCUAAACUGCCUCUUGGGCUUUACAUCAGGUCAAGGAUUUUUAGGGUUUCUCAAAAAUAGGAUUCUUGUCAGUGUAUCCAUGCUGAGUAAGUCACCUUUCUGGCUCUAAUUUCUGGGUGGCCAUCUGUUGUCCAGCUCUGCUGCCAACUGGACUUUCCAAAAGCCAUGUCAACUAAUUUUUUAUAUGCUAAGACAAAUCGAAUAUGAAAAGAGGAAGAAUAUUCUAGAUAUUCUAAGACAUUUCUUAAUUUGGCAUCUCAGAGGAGGUAGGUGGAAAGUAAAGGAAGAGAUAAUUUUGGGGGAAAAUUUGUGGAAACAUACAAAACGUUUUGCUUUGUAUAGAUGCUAAACAGAGUGGGAGGCAGCAUAUUUGUAACAACAACCAUUCUGACCUUUUGAAACACAAGCUUUUGGAGAAGUCAGGGAGAGACACAGUAUGAAUAAAAGCAAUUAACAUUUUCUUUAAUGUAUAUUUUUCAAAGAGGACCACUGAAUCCUGUUCUCUAACCCAAGGGGCAGUGUAGGUGGUUUUAAGCCCACAGAAUAUUGAGAUAUUUCUCUUGUGGUUUUGGUGGGGUGGUGGGAUGCAGAAGGUUAUUAAAGAUCAAUUUAAGCAUCAGAUAGACUAUCUCUUUUAUUUUUUUAACUUUUAGGUUCAGGGGUACAUGUGCAGGUUGUUAUAUAGGUAAACUCAUGUCAAGUGGUUUUGUUGUACAGAUUAUUUUGUCACCCAGGUGCUAAGCCUAGUACCCAGUAGUUAUUUUCCCUGCUCUUCUCCCUCCUCCCACCCUCCACCCUCAAGUAGGCCCCAGUGUCUGUUGUUCCUUUCUUUGUGUCCUUGAGUUCUCAUCAUUUAGCUCCUACUUCUAAGUGAGAACAUGUAUUUGGUUUUCUGUUCUGUGUUAGUUUGCUAAGGAUAAUGGCCUCCAGCUCAGAUGGAAUAUCUCUAUCAUAUAGACCUGUUGUUACAGGGCAGGAUCGGAUGAUGGACACUGAAGUCCUCAGCUUGCUAAGUUCAGUUGCUCUCCCUAGCCUCCUUUUGGCUUCAGAGUCUUUUGAUUCCAUCUAUCCUGGUAUUUUUUGUGUGCUGAUGUUUAGUUCUGGAUUGGCUUCAGCUGUGCUAAUAGGAAGGGCGUUGUCUUUUCAAGCAAUCUUAAAAGGUGGUCAAUCAAAAGGCCAGAGUCUGAAUCCCUUCUGUGGCUUAAAUAAUUUGAGGAUCAAGUCCAGUGUCUUGUUAAUCCCUGUUCUACUGUGCCAGACACUAUCUUGAAUGCUUUUAUAUGUUCAGGUUCAAAAUCGCUCUUUCAUACCAGGGGAUGAUAGUAACGUGUAACUUGCAAUAGAUUCCUUCAUCUUAGUAAUAAGAUGAUCAGUCUAGUUAGGACAAAAUAGAGAUUGAAUAAAUUAACUUUUCCAAGUUUACAGAGUAAAAAUGAGCAGAUCUCUGCCUGGUUUUGUGAAAAAGAGUUAGCACCGGUAAAUAGAAUAUUUCUACUCCUACACCAUUCUUUCAGUAUAUCAUCACUGAAGACAGGAAGAUAGGCACACAGAUUCUUCCUCGUAGUAAUUCAUAGUGCACUAGGUGAAAGAGAUGAAGUAUGUAUUAGAAGUACAAUGUGAUGGCAUUUAUUAUUCAGAUAAUCCCAGGAUUCUAGAAGAAAAUAAAGAAGAGUGACAGUUCAGUUAGGGUGUGAACUUCCAGAGGAGCACUGCUUAAGCUGAACUUGAGAGCAUUGUGCAAAAGCACAGUAGUCUGUUAAGAACUAGAAAUAACCUAGCUUGUGCCACUUCGGGAGUAUUAAGACAUAAGCCUAGAAAGGUAGACAAAGGUUAGAUCUUAGACUGUCUUGUAUUUUUCUCAUUCCUGUUGAUUACCUACCUCAAAAUUGAAUAUGUUUUUCCUCCUGCCUAACACAAAACUACUCAAGGGCAGAAAUUUAAAUUCUUCCUUGGUGUAUGUGCAAAGAAGGUUGAAUAUAUUCAUGCCUACCUUAUUUUGGACUAGGAAUACAGUAGUAUACUUUCCGAAGACUUGCCUGAAUAGUAUAUAAGGUGGAGGCAACUGACUAGUUAGGUCAGUAUUUUUAGAAACUCUUAAUAGCUCAUACUCUUGAUACCAAAAGCAGCCCUGAUUGUUAAAGCACACACCUGCACAAGAAGCAGUGAUGGUUGCAUUUACAUUUCCUGGGUGCACAAAAAAAAAUUCUCAAAAAGCAAGGACUUAGGCUUUUUGCAAAGCCUUUGAGAAGUUACUGGAUCAUAGGAAGCUUAUAACAAGAAUGGAAGAUUCUUAAAUAACUCACUUUCUUUGGUAUCCAGUAACAGUAGAUGUUCAAAAUAUGUAGCUGAUUAAUACCAGCAUUGUGAACGCUGUACAACCUUGUGGUUAUUACUAAGCAAGUUACUACUAGCUUCUGAAAAGUAGCUUCAUAAUUAAUGUUAUUUAUACACUGCCUUCCAUGACUUUUACUUUGCCCUAAGCUAAUCUCCAAAAUCUGAAAUGCUACUCCAAUAUCAGAAAAAAAGGGGGAGGUGGAAUUAUAUUUCCUGUGAUUUUAAGAGUACAGAGAAUCAUGCACAUCUCUGGUUAGUUCAUAUAUGUCUAGUGUGUAAUAAAAGUCAAGAUGAACUCUCAA